Messenger RNA from Clupea harengus (Atlantic herring), 1855 nucleotides. RefSeq names its product chitinase domain containing 1 (gene chid1). Gene Ontology annotation, cellular component: endomembrane system. The record is from RefSeq and is a predicted model, not a curated record. Gene Ontology annotation, molecular function: oligosaccharide binding; chitin binding. Gene Ontology annotation, biological process: carbohydrate metabolic process. NCBI's taxonomy places the organism in Eukaryota, Metazoa, Chordata, Actinopteri, Clupeiformes, Clupeidae.
CCCUUCCUUCCCAACCUCAAGGCAGACGGGCCGGUCUUUUAUUCUGUAGCACAGCCACACCGGAAGCCGAAUUUGACAUCUUGGCCACGUGACUUCCCACGAUUUGGCAAGUUGCAUGAGCUGAAUGCUUGCUGACGGGGAUGGUGCGAUGUCACUGUCGUAGACACUGUGCGGUACAUUACAGCAAGUAUCUCAUGAACGACAACAUCAGGAGUUGAAAUGAGAGCAGUUCUAACGUUAACACUUGUGUACUUCUACACCUACCUGUCGCUGGUCGCUGGCACCUUAUCCAAAACAGAUGCCAAAAAGGCCUCUAAAGCACAAGACACAGAGGCGCCAGUAGCUGACCGACCGGUUCAGGAACGGGGUCUCAUUGUGACGGACCCCCAGUGGAAAGACAUUGUCCGAGAAGAGAAGAGGUUCUGCCCUCAGGCUGUGGCCAAGCGACAGUUCCAAGGCUCUGUUUUAGGAUACAUCACCCCUUGGAAUUCCCAUGGUUAUGACGUUGCUAAGCUCUUUGGUCCCAAGCUGACGUCCGUGUCUCCGGUGUGGCUUCAGCUGAGACGACGAGGUCCUGAGAGCUUCCACAUCACUGGCCUACACGACCAUGACCCAGGUUGGGUUAAAGCGAUUAGAAAAGCCAACAAAAAGAACAAAAUAUUGCCUCGUCUGCUGUUUGAUAGCUGGUCUUAUCAGGACUAUCUGAGCGUGCUGGACAGUGAGGAUGAGAUCGAGGAGCUGAGCAGAGAGGUGCUGGAGGUGGGGAAGGCAGAACGGUUUGAUGGCUUCACACUGGAGCUGUGGAGUCAACUGGGAGGGGACAAGAGAAAAGAGCUGGUGCACCUGAUCACACACCUGUGUGAGGAUCUGAAGGCUGGAAAGCUGAGCUGUGUGCUGGUCAUCCCACCUGCUGUGGCCCCUGGGUCAGGCCAGCCAGGCAUGUUUGGACGUGAGGAGUUUGAGAAGUUGGCCCCUGUGGUGGACGGCUUUAGUCUUAUGACGUAUGACUUCUCCAGCCCCGGAAGGCCGGGCCCCAGUGCUCCGUUGCCGUGGGUGAGGGACUGUGUGUUGCAGCUGGACCCCAGCAGCCAGUGGAGACAGAAGAUCCUGCUGGGCUUAAACCUCUACGGCCUGGACUUCUCCACACAAGGGGGGGCAGAACCAGUGCUGGGGGAGCGGUACAUUGAGCUGCUGAGAGAAAUCAGACCUAAACUUCAAUGGGAUGAACAGGCUGGAGAACAUUACUUCAGCUACAAGAGCAGUAACGGGCUCAAGCACGUGGUGUACUACCCAACACUGAAGUCUGUCCAGCUGAGAGUCCAUCUGGCCACAGAGCUGGGCACGGGCGUCUCCCUGUGGGAGCUGGGCCAAGGACUGGACUACUUCUACGACCUUCUGUGAUCAGCAAUGCAGGGACCAAACAAGCUGUGUGUACGCAAGUGUGUGAGUGUAGGUACGUGUGUGUGUGUGUGUGUGUGUGUGUGUACGUGUGUGUGUCAUUGUUCAGGGAUUACCACGGUGACCUAGCUGUUAGGGCAGACCCACUUGAUGGCCUCCAUGGAAGACAAAAAGGAAAUCAGGACUUUGAAACAUAUUGUAUGUCAUUAUUCUUCUCACACAGCAUGGUAAUAUAAUGACAGCUGGGUCAUCCAGGAAGAUCUCAUCAGGACCUGGACUGCGUGACUGAAAUAACCGUCACGUCACGUCCCUGCUUUUAGAGGGAAGAGCUGAUGUCAUAGGAGCUCAGCCAAUCGUGUUCCACUGUCUAUGGUCACCAUGGAAAUACAUCAAACAUCAGGAUGGUUGUCUUUUAUGCAUUUGAAUAAAAAUCUGUUUCAUAUACAGUGUAAUAUCA